Molecule: messenger RNA, 2178 nt
Organism: Aaosphaeria arxii CBS 175.79
Lineage: Eukaryota; Fungi; Ascomycota; Dothideomycetes; Pleosporales
Exons: 2
Coding region: 1-2178 (725 amino acids)
Biological process (GO): regulation of DNA-templated transcription; DNA-templated transcription
Molecular function (GO): zinc ion binding; DNA-binding transcription factor activity, RNA polymerase II-specific; DNA binding
Source: RefSeq, a predicted model, not a curated record
AUGGCUUCAUCUAGUCAAAACAAUGUCGGGCCAGAACCCCCGAUACAAAAGAGCUUUUCAUGUGUACUCUGCUCCCAACGCAAGGUCAAAUGCGAUAAGGCUCCGGGUGGGUGCUCGAACUGCACCAAAUCUCGCGUAAGCUGCGUAUACAAAACACCCGCCCCGCCCCGGCGGCGCAAAAAGGGUUUGCGAGAAUUGGACACUCACACAAGGCUCCGGAUAUACGAAGAUGCACUCCGUAAGCUCGGGGUCGAUCCCGUCAAACUGGAGAAUGACGAGCUUGCUAAAGUGAAAGCUCGGAAAUGGCCCCCUGCGAGCGACUACACUACCAACUAUAUCGAUGUACCACCGCCUCCGAAUUCCAACAAGGACACCACCGAGAGCGCUGCAGACGAGAAGGGUGUUUUAUUAUCAGGUGAUGGGAAGUCUAGGUACCUCGAGAAUGGAUUGUGGACGACUCUUCAAGAUGAGUUUCGAAAUAACCAGGACCUUCUUGAUUCUUCAGAAGAAGAGGAAAAUGGAGAGUACUCGGUUGCAACCUCACCAGAAUCGUUCACGCCGGACACUGGAAGUAUAUUAUUUAGUACUGGCCGCGCAACCCCACAAUUACGAUCACUUCAUCCGGAGCCAUUGCAGAUCUUCAAGUUAUGGCAAAUCUAUCUGCAAAAUGUCAAUCCACUCGUCAAGGUGUUCCAUGCGCCAACUGUGCAGAAGAUUAUUCUCGAAGCAAGCGAGGACCUGGACGAUUUUCCGAAGAACGUGGAGGCUUUGAUGUUUGCCAUCUAUUGUAUUUCUGUUGGAUCACUUUCUGAGAAAGAGUGCGAAUCUACGCUAGGUACAAAGAAACCAAUUCUUCUCCAACGAUACCGAGCCGGUGUACAGCAUGCCUUGGUUAACGCGAGUUUCCUGAAAACCACCGAUCUUAUUGUUUUGGAAGCCCUUACGCUAUUUCUUCUUUCCCUGCAAGACUGCGACGCGCGAGUGAUGUGGAUUUUGACCGGCAUAGCAAGCAGAAUCGGCCAACGAAUUGGGUUGCAUCGCGAUGGCGGAUCUCUAGGACUGUCACCAUUCGACGCAGAAAUGCGAAGAAGACUGUGGUGGCAGCUCAUCAUGCUCGAAGGCUUCGCAGAGAAACUCGCCGGCUCAGGAGGCCACGUCUUCACCGGCGACACGAGAUGCCCGUCCAACCUCAACGACAGCGACCUCUUCCCCGGCAUGAAAGAGCUCCCCAAAGAACACCACGGCGCCACCGAAAUGAUGUUCUUCCUUAUCCGCUGCCACCUCGGCGAACGCUUCCGGACCAUGACCGCACCCAAAUCCGCCUUCGACGGCGUCUGGAACCGCCUCAGCACAUCCGAAACGCCCCUCCCAGAAAAGCAAACCGUAAUCGACGAGCUCGAAGCCUUCUACCAAGACCGCUACAUCCAAUACUGCGACGAAUCGGUCCCCUGGCACUACCUCUGCAUCCACCUCGCGAAAAACGUGAUCGCGCUCAUGCGCUUCAUGGCCCUCAACCCGCAACCCACCUCCUCGACCUCCCCCUCCUCCCCAUCCAUCACCCCCUCCCAACGAACCUCCCUCUUCGCCACCUCCCUCCAAAUAACCAAAUGGAUGAACCUCGUCUACAAGCUCCCCGCCCUCCGCGGCUACGCCUGGCACGUCAACCUCAACUUCCAAUGGAAAUCCUUCAUCUACCUCAUCUCGGAGCUGCGCGUCCGCCCGCAGGACACCCUCGACGUCGACGAGGCGUGGGCGGAGAUCCAGCUCACGUACGACAACCACCCGAGCUUCGCGAGGCAUCUCGCACGGAAGGCGCUGCCGGUUGCGAUUGGGGGGCUGACGCUGAGGAGUUGGGAGGUUUUUGCGCAGGCGAGGGGGUUGGGGAGGGCGGAGGAGCCGGGGUUUAUUGCGUUUUUGAGGGUGCGGCAUGCGGGGAGGUCUGAUGGGGGUAAUGGGAUGGUCGAGUCUGCUCCUCAGCCAACCCGGGAAGAGAUCACAGCGUCUGUGCCGGCUGGAGAAGUACAGGCUCAGCUUGACUGGACGGCAGGCUUCGCGGACACGUUGGACAGCAUGGACGGGGGACAGUUUGCAGAACUGCCGCCGUUUAACCCGGAUGAGAUGAACUGGGAUGCGUGGGAUAGCUUGUUGGUUGAUUUCAAUCAGUCGGAUGGGUCGUAA